Molecule: messenger RNA, 489 nt
Organism: Portunus trituberculatus (swimming crab)
Lineage: Eukaryota; Metazoa; Arthropoda; Malacostraca; Decapoda; Portunidae
Exons: 1
Coding region: 1-489 (162 amino acids)
Source: RefSeq, a predicted model, not a curated record
AUGGGAUUUGCAGCAACGGGUGACGCCUUCUGUCUGAGAGGAGACAUGGCUCUACAAGGUGUCCCUAACUGCGUAAAGGUGGUGGAUGAUACUCUUGUUCACGAUCGUGCGUUUUUACCACAUCUCCAUCGUGUUAACACUAUUCUUGCCAGGUGUUGGGAGAAUGGCAUUACACUUAAUGCUGCCAAGUUCGUUCUCGCCGAGCCCAAGGUCAAAUUUUGUGAAUUCGUGCUAUCAUCUGAAGGUAUCAACGCUGAUCCAGACAAAGUUCGUGCCAUAACCGACUUUGCGACUCCGGCUAACAUUACUGAUCUUCGAUCCUUCAUGGGCCUUGUUAACCAGCUGGCCGAAUUCUCGCCUGAUAUCUCUGCAGCAGCGCAGCCACUUCGACCACUGCUGAGCCCAAGACGCACGUUUAUGUGGACCACUGAUCAUGACGUUGCCUUUCGUUGUGUGAAAGCAGCAUUGGCCAGCCCACCACAGCUAUAG